CUAAUUCGGGUAUGAAUUCAUUUACUUCAAUUUCAGCUCGAAUCAUUUCGAGCAUUCAGUUAUAGAUCGAAUACUCACUUUUCGAAUCAUUUCAGUUUUGGCAUCAAAUCAUUCAGUUCAAAUAAGCGGUUAUGAUUUUGUUUUGGGGAAUCUACUCGUCUUUGGGUAUUAAUGUAUUAUAAAUAGAUCAUGGAAUGAAGCAGCUUCACAAAUUAAAUAAAGUAUCAUCAUAUAAUACAUAACCAACUUAAGAAAUCAAUGGGGAUUGGGUACGACAAUGACGAUUACCCAUUUGAAGGCCAUAUAAGAAAUCAGCCACCACCCUUUAUGGGCGACGAUAAUGGCUACGUAUUGAAGAACCAAAGGGUGGUCCAAUUCGUCCGCCCGGUCGUCACCCGCCAUGUUUAUGUCAACGGUAAACCCGUGAAGGAAGAACGAAUUGUGGGCGACUAUCAACUCCAUAAUUAUGGUAGUGGUCAUAAUAAUUAUUAUGCUGACAACGCCCUCAAGGACAGUCUUGAUAACCUUGGGAUCAUCAACGGCUUCCUGGGCCAAGUUCAGACGGAGGCAAGCAUGUCGCCGCGUGACGGUGCCGCCGCUUUUCUCGCUCGCCGCCCCGCAUCGGCCGCCGCUGCGGUGGAGAGUAAGCCUAAUUGGGGUAGCAGGGCUGCUUGGGUAGCCGCCCCCGCCGAUGACUCUUUCUCCAGAUACACAGAGUAUCCCGAUCAGACAGAAAAUCACUACCACCCCAGCUCAGUAUUGACCGGUCCAAAUUGGGGCAGUUAUAGUAACACUAGUUGGCCAAAUAAACGCCAAGCAUCUCCAUCAAGAUCAGCCGUCUAUUCAAGACAAAGCAUGUUGGAUUCAGAUGCAAAGUCUAAUAAUGGGUCUUUCAAAGACAACUCUCCCACUGGUUAUGGUGAACGUUCUGAGGCCCGGAAUCUCUACCGUCCUGACUCAGAAUCAAACAAGUCAAACUGGGGUUCUAGGCCUAAUUGGCCGAAUAGCCGCCGGGCUUCCCCACCCCCACCCAGAUCACCCGCGCAUUCAAAACAAGGUACCACAAGCUCAGAUAAUACAAUGCCUGAUAGGGUUUUCCAAGAUAAUCCCCCCACUCGUUAUGGUGAUCAUUUCGAGCCUAGUCGUCGUACGCAUCAUUUCGUAGGGGAAGAGCAAAGACAACAAGAUAGCCCACCACUCAAACAGCUUGAGAGAUUGGACAUUAAAGACAACAAUAGCCAAGGAUCAAGCCCAACUCAGAACACAAGGUCUGGUUCCACUGAAGUUGUGAAGAAUGAAAAUAUUGAGGCCCAGAAUCUCUACCGUCUUGGCUCAGAAUCUAACAACCCAAAUUUGGGUGCUAGGCCUAAUUGGCCAAACAGCCGCCACGCUUCUCCACCCGGAUCACCCAUGCAUUCAAGACAGGGUACCAUAAGCUCAGAUAGUACAAAGCCUAAUUUCCAAGACAAUUUCCCCACUCCUUAUGGUGACCGCUUCGAGCCCAGCCGUCCUACGCAUCAUUUCGAAGGGGAAGAGCAAAGACAACAAGAUAACCCACCAAUCAAACAGCUUGAGAGAUUGGGCACUAAAAACAACAACAGUCAAGGAUCAAGCCCAAAUCAGAAUAUGAUGGAUGCCUACAUGGCAAGGUCUGGUUCCACUCAAGUUGUGAAGAAUGGCAAUGGUGAUUCCCUUGUUAAGGACAAUGCCCUCCAGGUUAAGGACUCCAAAAACCAGAUGGGUAAUCUUGAUGAUGGCUCCAACUCCACAAAGGAAAGCUCGAGUGAGAUGGCGACCAAGCCAAGAUUCUUUGGAGGGUGGUACAAACCCUCAAGGGGAACGCAAGGUGGUGGUAGCUCUGGCACUACCACCACAAAGCACUGGAGCGAAAUCACUCCAAAUCCUCCGGUAGGACCGAUGACCAUACCUCCUCUAGUUGAAUCGCGGGAAGCGAUGAGGCGAUAUGCGUAUGUGAAGCCGACAAUGGCAACCGGGUACUAUGGAGCCAUCACGAGUGAAGAUGCUGUGAGAAAGUAUGGUGGCUUCUUUGUCCCUCCAAGUUAACACAUUUAUUAGCUUACAUAGUUUCUAAGGAAAAAAAAGAUGGUAGUGCUCCGAUCCUUGUGUGUAUUAGCAGUAAAUGUGAAACGGAGUAUAUAUAUUACUAUAGAAUAAUGGUGGGUCAUGAUGAUGUUAGACAAAAUAAAAGUAUGUGAUAUGA
Cuscuta campestris is the source of this 2221-nucleotide messenger RNA. The record is from the annotation of a GenBank genome assembly. Lineage: Eukaryota; Viridiplantae; Streptophyta; Magnoliopsida; Solanales; Convolvulaceae.